Molecule: messenger RNA, 1164 nt
Organism: Marchantia polymorpha subsp. ruderalis
Lineage: Eukaryota; Viridiplantae; Streptophyta; Marchantiopsida; Marchantiales; Marchantiaceae
Source: the annotation of a GenBank genome assembly
UCAGACGCUAGCACUGCGUGUUCCUCGUAGCUUUAAAUCCUGCCAUGGUGUGGCAUAUGUACAAAUGCGUGCGUUCGACCUCCACUCGGCCUUUCACACAUCCCGAAGACCUCCCCGAGAAUUCUCGUUGCCAGAAUGGUGUCCACCGCGUUCAUGCCGGCGCUCAGCGCUCGUUUCUCAUCAGCUGCAGUGUUGACCUCGCACGGGCAUCGUCAGGGUUCGGGAUGGUCGAGGCCUCUGGUGGUCCGCGCGGGAAACAACAAGCCGGGACCUAACUUCAUCGACAUCGGGUCUGCAAAUCGAGAAGGAUGGGCCGAGGUCAAAAUCGUGCGCACCACCGUCGACAAACCUCGGUUGUCGCAAAAUUCGAGAGGGAGCAGAAGAUCUGCGCCCGUGAAAAAUCCCUUGCAAGCAGACGUCGCCCCUGAGCUGCAGGAGCCCAUCGUCGAGGCAACGAAACGCGGCCGCGCGGGAAAGAUUGUGACAGUGAUCAAAGGAUUACAACUGACCGACGAAACCCUAGAAUCGCUCUGCACGACUCUGAAGAACACACUUGGUGCAGGAGGAGCCGUCAAGGAUCUCAUGAUUGAAAUUCAGGGAGACCACUCAGCGAAACUGGUCGAGGCUCUGGUCGAAUUGGGAUACAAGGCCAAAAAGUCCGGGAGGUAGUGGAGAAGAGGGCACCAACACUGAAUUUAGUUUCUGCACAGUUAAUGUAGGAAGGAAAUUAGGCUUUGCGUCUCUGUAGCGUCUUUGUAAUCAAUACCAAGAUCUUUUUCUCGCAGUCAUCAGUCUGCUCAUCGAUGUUCUCUCGCUGAUUCCAGCACUUCCUCAGGUGUUUGCGCGAUUGCUGCUGACAGUACCAUCGUUUCAUCUGUUAGAUAGAAAGCCAAGACAGCUCUUCUGUACCUCAUUGAAUUCCGCUGUAUUACACGAUCCCUGAAUGAUGUACAAAUAUUUGACCGCUAGCUUGAUCGUCUGAAGUGAUCGAUACCCUUGCCUUGAUGAGUGCACUCGAGACAACGAGGCUUCAACACCCGAUUCAGUCGAACGCUGACUGGAGUAACCAGACUGUAGUCAUGUUGUUGUAGAGCUUUGGAGUUGGCAACCUCUGGCAGAGUCAGCGUUCUUCUCGACUGUGAAUUUCUCAUGGCAGUCCACGGG